AUGUCAUUCUCUGAAGAGCAGUUUAUUGGGAAGUUGAAUGGGUUGGAUGAGACUCAAGAAUCAAUAGUUGGUGCCUCAAAAUGGCUGUUGACUCUUUACAAGGAAGCUCACAUUGUUGCUCAAAGUUGGUCAAAAUACGUUCUAAUGACAAGCACAAACACUAGAAGGAAGCUGCUGGCUAUCUAUCUGGUUAAUGAUGUUAUACAGCAAGCGAAGCAUAAACGUAUUGUUCAAUUCGGUAACGAAUUUGGCAAGGUUCUUCAAGAAGUUUUCAGUAAAGUGUUUCCAGAUUUGCCACAUGAACUGCAAAAGAAGGUCAGAAGGGUGGUUCGUAUUUGGAGGCAAAGGCAGAUACUGUCAGAGGAUGUACUUGUGCAAAUUGAGGCAUAUAUGAAGGAGCCAGAGUCUCCUAAAGCAGCAGCAGUUGAGAGAAAUAGUGACUCUAAGUUAGAUGAAAUUGUUGUACUUUACAAGACAGUAGAGAAAUAUAGUCCAAGCGUCAGUGCAUCGCGGUUGAAAUUUGAGAAGUCACUGGAAGCUUUAGACCCUAAUAGUAUAGUAUUUGCGGAGAAUUUCAAGACUGUGAAGAAGAUUGCCACAGCUGCGAAGGAAACGCUGAAUAAAUCGAUCGAAUUAAGGAAAAAGCUGCAACAGCAACUAGAAUCUCUUCUAGGAGAACAAAAUUGUAUGAUAGAUAAUGAAUUAGAAGCAAUAAGCGAAACUGACAUGUUGUUAGCAUCAAAGGAUCCUUCUGCUGUCCAAAAUACUAGUGUUACGGAUGAAAACAUAUUACCAGCCUACGAGCCAGAACUCGAUAGUGACAAUUCCUCUGAUGACGGUAGUGAUGAUAAUUCACGUACUAAAAAACGUUCAUCACAAGAUGAUUCUGAUUCACAGAGCAAAAGGGCCAAAAUGUUGACUGAAUACGACGAUGCCGCAGGUGGUUAUGAACCGACAAUUAUUUCCAACGCUGAUACUGCAGCUAUAACGCCUGAGGAACAAAGUUCCAUUACUUCCAGUAUUCAAGAUUUGCUAAGUAAGCUGGCUAAUUGA
Messenger RNA from Eremothecium sinecaudum, 1053 nucleotides. RefSeq names its product Rtt103p (gene RTT103). Gene Ontology annotation, cellular component: RNA polymerase II, holoenzyme. Gene Ontology annotation, molecular function: RNA polymerase II C-terminal domain binding. Gene Ontology annotation, biological process: mRNA 3'-end processing. NCBI's taxonomy places the organism in Eukaryota, Fungi, Ascomycota, Saccharomycetes, Saccharomycetales, Saccharomycetaceae. The transcript has a single exon. Bases 1 to 1053 code for a protein of 350 amino acids. The record is from RefSeq and is a predicted model, not a curated record.